Molecule: messenger RNA, 1125 nt
Organism: Metarhizium brunneum ARSEF 3297
Lineage: Eukaryota; Fungi; Ascomycota; Sordariomycetes; Hypocreales; Clavicipitaceae
Source: RefSeq, a predicted model, not a curated record
AUGGCGCUGAUGCGGGCGAUGGAGACGAGACCAAAUACCCGUCUUCUCUGGAUCGUGGAGCCUCGCCAGGUGUCCUUUGGCCUGAGUCCGACAAAGGAGCAACAAGACAAGUGCGAAGAAGUUGUAAAAAAACACUUUCCUACGCGCGGGAAUCCUUGGAAAAUUCUUUUUGGUGGUCUUCUGAGCGAGAGCGACCUCAACGGCAUUGAGGAGCUUACUCCAAUUGGCGGUUGGUCCAAAGCUUCGGUUGAGAUAUUAAUGGACCUCGAGAGCCUCGACGAGAUUGAGAAUCCGGUCAAUCUGAACUUUCACUACAAGGAAGAACUUGCAGCUCGCAGCGUAGACGAGCUCAUGUCAUACCAGGAUAUCAUGAAUGAGCCUUUUGCACAACGAGUCGAGAGCCUCAGAGGGUGGUACAGGAGAUGCAUAGAGCGGGCAGAGACGAGGCCAGAGAAUCAUGGGAGCUCGGUUCGCCCUCUCGACUUCAACUCGCUCCGCGAUGCCAUCCAGACGGCGGGCAGCGUCCGCUUUUUUGGAGGCGCAUCGCUUACAAUCCUCCAGCGAUUCAUUCAAAGAGGUGUUGCCAGUCAUGUGCGGUGCCAUCUUCAAGUGGGGUCCUACGAUCCAUCUGCCAACCUGUUCCCAAACCAGUUUAACAUUUCUCUUAACCCAAAAGCCGCCAGGUUUGUUUUUAAUCAUUUUGCAGAAUUUUCAGAAUUUGCCGUCGUGCCGAGCCACGCAGCACAGAGUACUAAAUACUCAUUGGCGGGCUUAAAGCACGAGGGCGGGCGUUGCUUGGAGAGGAGAGUCCUAGGUUUCAACUGCCGUGAAGACCCCCUGAAGAUUGCCGAGAAGCAAGUCACCAUAGAGAAGGAUUAUCCAAACCAAGCAUGCCCCAUGCCUGAUCUUACUGCAUUCCUGUGUGCACUUAUCCCCAAAUUCAAUGGCGCAACCUUGGGUUAUGCACAGGUCGACGAUGAUAACGGCGCGCUUAUAUUCAGAAGGGAAGGCUCAGGUAUUCCAAUGUACGAUAUAAUGGAUAACAGAACCUUGAAGGAAACCGAGGUUGUUGCUACAUUGUCGUCGUUGGCAGCCGGAAAGGACAUGCCAGAGCUUGUGCUUUAA